Molecule: messenger RNA, 867 nt
Organism: Notolabrus celidotus (New Zealand spotty)
Lineage: Eukaryota; Metazoa; Chordata; Actinopteri; Labriformes; Labridae
Product: C5a anaphylatoxin chemotactic receptor 1-like
Exons: 1
Coding region: 1-867 (288 amino acids)
Biological process (GO): G protein-coupled receptor signaling pathway
Cellular component (GO): membrane
Molecular function (GO): G protein-coupled receptor activity
Source: RefSeq, a predicted model, not a curated record
AUGCUCCUCAACGCCACAAUUCCUCUGUCGGUCGACUUUGACAGUCCGGAGGACUUCCUCAUUUUCAUCUUCCACAUCCUGUUCGCCACCAGCUCCGCGCUCCUGGCCAGCUCGGUGGUCAUCGGGAUCUCCUCCACGCGCUCUCUGAGAGGCCAGAACCGGUUCAUCUUCAUGCUGAACACGAGCAUCAGUGACACUCUGACCGGAUUCUCGGCCUACUACCUCGGCCUCUUCGACGUCCAAGAGGGCUAUCCCUCAAGAAACGGGACUUUCUACAUUUUACCCUCCUUUCUAGGUGUUAAUGUGCUGACCUUCCUCUUUGCUCAGUUUGAUCGAUACUUUGCUGUGUGUCAUCCUUUCUUUUAUAAUCGCUACAUAACGAGGUCUGUGGUGAUCGGGAUCUGUGCGUUCUGCUGGAUUUACACAUAUACGAUACUCACCGUGCAGAACAUGGUGCCUAUUUCAAAAGCAGCUCAAAUAAACGCGUUUGGUGUGAUGACUCUGCAGAUUAUAGUUCUUAUUAAAGUGUUGAUGACGAUUAAAUUAUACAUCAUAGCCAGGAGUCACCUGGGGAGAGAGGCGCCUAGUGCGGAGAGAGACAACAAGAAGGAGUCUUUGCGCAUUAUUGUGUUUGUGGUUAUUUGCUUCUUGGCUCUGUGGUGUCCGUCCUUUGUAAACAUCAUAGUCAGACAGCUGACCAGGAAAGGGCUGAGAUUUAAAAAUGAGGCCACCAACCUGUUUGCCAUCAUGGCUCGUCUGAACGCGCUGGUCACCCCGGCUUUGUACAUCUGGGGAAGCCCGUCACUGCGCGAGGCCGUGUGGAGGAGCGUGUGGAGGAGGGUGUGUCCCUGGAGGAGGGCCAGGUGA